Messenger RNA from Anopheles coluzzii, 709 nucleotides. Its product is annotated as divalent-cation tolerance protein CutA. Gene Ontology annotation, biological process: response to metal ion. The record is from RefSeq and is a predicted model, not a curated record. Gene Ontology annotation, molecular function: copper ion binding. The coding region runs from base 116 to 574 and encodes 152 amino acids. NCBI's taxonomy places the organism in Eukaryota, Metazoa, Arthropoda, Insecta, Diptera, Culicidae. The transcript is spliced from 2 exons.
AGGCAGUAUGUACGAUUUCUAACAGCACCAUCAAAACAACCGUACCACAGCAGAAGUAGGCCACCUUCGGUCGGUAUCACAGACCGGCGCACAGCUGUUUUCUGAUAAGGGUUCUAUGCUACGCCCGCUCGCUCUGCUACCAUCCUGCAUCCUUCGCCGAACGACAGUAAGCGUUUCCGCCCGGCGCAACACAAUGGCCACCGAUGGCAGCGGCACGGCCCCGGCGACGACCCCGACGGCGACCGACAACGAGUACUCGGUCGCGUUCGUGACCACGCCGGACAGUGCGGUGGCAACGAAGCUGGCCCGCCAGCUCGUCGAGCGGAAGCUGGUCGCGUGCGUCAACAUCAUCCCGGGGCUGACGUCGAUCUACUCGUGGGAGGACAAGAUUAACGAGGACCCGGAGGUGCUGAUGAUGCUCAAGACGCGCACCGACCGGGUCGAGGAGGUGAUACGGUUCGUGCGGGAAAGCCACCCGUACAGUGUGGCGGAGGUGAUCGCGAUGCCGAUAGCGGCUGGCAACCCACCGUACCUCGACUGGAUCGGCAAAACUGUCCCCAAGCGGGACGGGUAGCGCGGGUGCCAUAGGAAGCGAGCAGGAGAAGAAGUUUUUCCUUUUUUUUCUUUUGCGCAUGGGACGGGGAAUUGGGCGACGAGAAUUGAUAUUAUGGUAGAAUAUAGAACGGAGGGGGAAAUUUCUGUACUGUAA